AUGGCUAGUUCUACUCAUGUGUCUGAUGAUGACGUUCUUACAAAUGCAGAUGAUCAACAAUUUGAAGUUUUCUGCAUUAUUUGGCUGGAUAAUAAUAUGCAAGCUAAUGAUGAUCGAGAUACAGAACAGAAAUUACGUUCUAUUAUUAACCGUUUCAAGCGGUUCAAAGAUGUAGAACGAUGUCAGCAGUAUAUCAAUGCACGAUCCACAGAAGAUAGACUAAUUAUUAUUGUCAGUGGUCGAUUCGGACGAAAGAUUGUUCCAACAAUUCACAAUCUUCGGCAGGUUAUAUCAAUCUAUGUGUAUUGCAUGAAUGAGGCCGAUAACAGAGAAUGGUCUAAAAAAUAUACAAAGGUCAAAGAUGUUGUUACUGAACUUGAUAAACUUAUUUCUCAAAUUGAAGUUGAUCAUAAAAUUCAAAAAAUUAUUGAACAACCAUUAUCCAUUACUAUUUUUAAGGCAGGCAAAUCAAUAGACGAUGUCAAUGGUAAAUUUGUCUAUUCACAAGUGCUUAUCGACUGUCUUCUACGACUUAAAACUAGUCCAGAAGAUAAGAAAGAGCUUAUUCAAAUUUUGAAAC
Molecule: messenger RNA, 580 nt
Organism: Rotaria sp. Silwood2
Lineage: Eukaryota; Metazoa; Rotifera; Eurotatoria; Philodinida; Philodinidae
Source: the annotation of a GenBank genome assembly